This is a messenger RNA of Mizuhopecten yessoensis (Yesso scallop), 2138 nucleotides long. Its product is annotated as 5-hydroxytryptamine receptor 4-like. The transcript has a single exon. NCBI's taxonomy places the organism in Eukaryota, Metazoa, Mollusca, Bivalvia, Pectinida, Pectinidae. Gene Ontology annotation, cellular component: membrane. The record is from RefSeq and is a predicted model, not a curated record. Gene Ontology annotation, biological process: adenylate cyclase-activating adrenergic receptor signaling pathway. The coding region runs from base 307 to 1422 and encodes 371 amino acids. Gene Ontology annotation, molecular function: G protein-coupled receptor activity.
CUCCUUUUUAUCCUUUCAGAGCCUUUCCGAGUUAAGACCAACACCGCUAACUGUGACUUUGGAAUUCAACACCAGGGAUAAAACACCAGUUAGCCUUGAUUCCGUUUUUGCGUGUGCGCAUCAGAGGGCUACAAAAGAUAUCAACGAUAUUGGACGGACUGGGAGUGUUACAAAGAACGCGAGAAGUUCCAACGUUUAAUAUAAAAGAAUCAUGUUUACAAAUGACACUUUGAUGUAACAAUCAUCAAAUCUGUGUCAAUAGUAGAAUAGACGAGUUACCAUUGUGUACUUGAUGUUGUUCACGGAAUGCUAAAUACAACGGCGGAAGUGAACUGCACUGCCCUGUUGGAGGGCAAACCGGGUCCCCCGCCAUUUUAUUCGAUUGAGGUUCGGGCGGUACUCGGUCUCGUCCUGACGUUAUUUCCGGUGUUGACAUUUUUCGGAAACGCGCUUGUGAUAGUAGCUGUUUUCACGCAUAAGCGCCUGCGCACCAUCACCAAUGUGUUCGUUGUGUCGCUAGCGCUGGCCGACUGCAUGGUGGCGCUAUCGGUCAUGCCGUUCGGAGUCUAUCAGCAGCUAAGCAAUAAGUCAUGGGCGCUUGGCCACACACUGUGUCUUGUAUCGACGAGUUUAGACGUUAUGUUUACGACGACUUCCAUCAUACAUCUGUCCUGUCUCGCCAUCGACAGAUACCUCGCCAUCUGUCGUCCCUUCCUACAUGAACGACUCAACAAUUCCGUGAUCGCUGGCAUGAUCGUGUGUUGUUGGUUCACGCCAAUAUUGAUAUCAUUUGUUCCUAUAAUGAACGAGUGGAACCUGUUCGGAAUCGAGGAUUUGUACGGGUGUUUUUUUCCGGAUGACACAACCUGUGGUUUCCUUGUCAACACAACGUUUGCUGUCGUGUGUUCCACUAUAGCUUUUUACCUCCCUACAGUAUUUAUGAUUGUGUGCAACGUACGAAUAUUUUUAGCAGCAGAAAAACAAGCAAAACAUAUCCGUAGUUUAGAACUGCACUUGCACAAGCACCAGACUGGAAAAUUCAAACGGGAGACCAAAGCUGCAAAGACGAUCUCGAUCAUUAUGGGAUGUUUCUGUGUGUGCUGGUUUCCUUUUUUCAUUCUUAACAUCAUAGACCCAAUACUUGGCUACACAACUCCAUACAUCCCUUGGACAGUGGCCCUGUGGCUAGGGUAUCUCAACUCCAUGCUCAAUCCCUUCCUCUAUUACAACUUUAACAGGGGUUUCAGAAUGGCGUUCAGACGAUUGCUCACCUUCAAGGUGUGUCGAGGGGUGAGUGAGUUUGAGGACGAAUACGUCAGCGUGGCUAACUUAUCAACGGAAGUGACGCACAAUGGCCAUAGUCCAGCAAAUACUGAGGUUUCGAACCCAAUGUCCACAGAACUAUCAGAUCUUAGCACUUAAUAAUGGAGUAGUGUAGUAAUAAUAUGUAUGUGCUUUCAUUAUUUUUACUUACAAAUUAACAAACUUGAUUAACAUUGUUAUGUGAGGUUCGCUAUUUUUAACGGUGCCAUUCUUGCUUAUUUUUUUUUUAAAGAUGUACACAUUUUAAUAAACUCGCAAAUAGGCAGGGUGUCUUCAAACCCGGUGCAUUUUGCGUAUUUUACUGAUGAAAUGUAUCAUUACUUAAUUCUCGAGGAUAAUGAAAAACUUAAGGAUAUGCCAUGUACUGGCAUGCAAUACCAGAAUCGAAUUGGCGAUAUGCUCACAUGCUUUUUAUUGGGAAUGUUUAAGGUUCCCGUACCACUGCCAGAAAAUGCAACUUCAAAUUGAAGACUUUUUAAAUGCAUGACUUUAACUAUAAUUAUUUAUGAAAAGAAACCGAUUCAGAGUAGAACUUUUAUGGAGAAAAAAUGAAUGGCAUUUAAAAAAGGCAGUAACAACAGUACUCCUAAAGUAAACGGAGCCACAAGAGGGCCUGUAUUCAUGAAACUGAUCUCAAGCUCAAACCCAAAUUCUGGGAUCAAGCCCAAUUUCUUCUCCUGGUCAUAAAUUUAUAAAAUUUAACUUUUGUCAAUUAAUUUGUAUAAUUGUACAAAGACUAACAGUCGAAUAACGCUUAAAAUGUUUACGCUUGAUAUUUCGAUCGUGUCACAUGAUUAAAGCGGGUAACAAAACAA